AUGGCCUUUGGUUGCAGCCCAUCCGAUGUGCUGAAGUUAUUAGAGAUCUCCACUCGUGUUUAUCUCGCUUUUAAAGAUGCAAACGAGAACUCCGAAGCGCAAGUAACUGCACUUGUGAAGGAAUUUACUACUUUCCAUUGCUGUCUUACAGAGCUGGGUGAGCUCAUGCGACAAUAUGGCCAACCGAUGCCGUUUCCUGUCAAGGACUUCGAAACAACCCUGAAGAGAUGCGAGAUAACACUUGACCCAUAUGCAGACCACCUGGUAGAUAAGAAGAUGGGCAUUAGAAAGGUCCUAUACACGGUCAGGUACAUGGGAAUGGAGAAAGAGAUCGAUGGUCUGAGAAAACAGAUCACUGGUCAUUACCAAGCGCUUCACAUGUGCAUAUCUUUCCUUCAACUGCGCCUUCACCUCGAAGCAACAAAGCAAACCCAACGGCUUCUCGACGCUGUGCCCUCUCGUACCAUGCACUUAGCAGGUCGGUCCUACUCUACGAACACGCUUGGACUAUCAUCGGAACGAACUCCAUUGGCACUUCCCGCUCCAGAUGAACAUCCUUUGUUCAGCGAAUGGAGAAUCUUCGACCGCUGGUUACAAGUGGAAGACGAGCGUAUCACACAUGAAUCAGGGCUCACUCGGCCCUUGUCACUGGGCGAUGCGCCCGCAGGAGCACCAAGUGGGGAUGCUCAGACGGCCGCUAUAUUAUAUCAGCUUCGAAGACAGGUUGACGAUGCUAUCAUGAUCGAAGAAAACCGUGCAAAGCGAACAGGUGCUGAGAAGAGAUCACACCUUGCGCCAAGUGAUGCGAUGAAGCUGACGGUACGCAACAUGCCGCCAGCGCCAUUGCGGACAUAUACGCUUGAUACCGAUCACUCUGGUAAUUUCACGGACUUUGAGCAGCACCAAAUGAGCAGUUCCUCUGCUACUAUACGACCUCAUGCGAACACACCCUUGCCGUCUCCACAACUGUCCGGUAGUCCUCAUGCAAGCCCUUCCUUUGGUUCGGUCGAUUGGAUGAAUUCCCCUACGGGAAGUUCCACCUCGCAAGAUUUUGAAAGAGUUCCUUCCAUCUCUUCGCCCAGAGGUAGCACAAGCUACUCGCCUGAUUCCCAACCGUCGGUACAAGAGCCAGGUACAAAUACAGAGGGUACCACUCCUGAGAGCCCCAUGCCAAACCAUUUUAGGAGCCGCCUCUCAUGCACAUCCCUCGUCACUAUUGCGUUGGGUAAAGCUGCACUCGACUGGAAGCGUAUCUGUCUCACUGUUCAAGUUGAGCGAAAAUCUGUGAAGUAUGGGCACGAGAGCAGAGAUUGCGAUUUAAGAUGGCGAUACAGAGAAGAUACUGGCAUAUCCAUACGUGCAGUGUAUCACUCAAGCCAAGACGGUAAGCUGCGAAGCUGGACCGAACAGCAUUUCCACGCUACCGGGCCGUCCAUACCCCUCACGACUACCUACGCGGAUGGCGCAGUAUCUAUCGACUUUCCACGCGGCUCGUUUGGAAAGCUGGAAAAGCAGUAUACGGAUAUUAAGUAUACUUUCACAGGCUACGAGCCAGCAGGGAAGUUUCAAACGCUACUCUAUACGAACAACGGCGCAGACCCCGCGGAACUCAAGUACGAUCGGCCUGUCAUAACAAUAUCGUCCAACCUGCACGCCACCGAAUGUAGGGGUCGAAAUCUGCGGCUCUGGAAUCGUACCGUGACACGCUUAGGAGAUGACGGACUUGCCACUUUCGAAGUCCUCGUGUUGUUGUUCUACACGAGCGCGCUGGAGGACAAGGGCCAUUGGGUUGAGGAGCCACAUUACGCAUUUGAGUGGCUAACCGAGUCAACUUAUAGAAAAGAGAGCGACAAGUUAACACUUGUUUUUUCCAGGGACCCAUCGCGAUGGACGAGCGAUAAGCUCUUCCAGCGCCGCAGAUCUUCGGCACGUGCCGAACAACAGCCGAAGAGUCCAUCCAUCUUCUCACGAAAACGCAACGACUCUAUGGAGAUGCCACAGCCAAAUCGCUCAACAACUGGUGUUUCGGUAUUGUCCAAUGGGUCUAUGAAGUCCCAGGGGAGUAUUCAUGGAGAUGGAGCAACUUCUUCAAGGGCCGGCAAUAUCAAUCGCUUUGGUUACUCGGAGCUAGAGAUCAGGUUCCAGAGUAAGGCUGAUCGUAGGGCUUUUCUCGGAGUGUGGAAGCAAUACGUCAGACCUCUGAGGGGGGUUGCUUAA
Molecule: messenger RNA, 2217 nt
Organism: Pyrenophora tritici-repentis Pt-1C-BFP
Lineage: Eukaryota; Fungi; Ascomycota; Dothideomycetes; Pleosporales; Pleosporaceae
Source: RefSeq, a predicted model, not a curated record